Messenger RNA from Thamnophis elegans (Western terrestrial garter snake), 4453 nucleotides. RefSeq names its product zinc finger RANBP2-type containing 3 (gene ZRANB3). Gene Ontology annotation, molecular function: endonuclease activity; zinc ion binding; nucleic acid binding. The transcript has 21 exons. NCBI's taxonomy places the organism in Eukaryota, Metazoa, Chordata, Lepidosauria, Squamata, Natricidae. Gene Ontology annotation, biological process: replication fork processing; DNA repair. Gene Ontology annotation, cellular component: nuclear replication fork. The record is from RefSeq and is a predicted model, not a curated record. The coding region runs from base 88 to 3360 and encodes 1090 amino acids.
GUUUAAGCGCGAAAAAAAGGUCAUUCUGGUUAGCAGCCGAAAAAAACCGAAGCUAUUGCUGCUUGGGCGAAUGAGGUUUGAAUAAAGAUGGCAACUAUUAUCCAGGAGAGUCCUAGAGUUGGAAUCUCAUGUUCAAAUUCUGAUGCUGAUGAAGAAUUUUCUUAUCUACCAGAGAAGCUAAAGGAAAAACUGCUUCCUUUUCAGAAGAAAGGCGUUAUAUUUGCACUAGAAAGAAGUGGCAGGUGUAUGAUUGCAGAUGAGAUGGGUUUGGGGAAGACUAUCCAAGCAAUAGCUGUAUCAUACCACUAUAAAAAUGAAUGGCCUCUGUUAAUAGUGGUGCCCUCAUCCCUGAGGUACCCUUGGGUUGAUGAAAUGGAAAAAUGGAUUCCGGACCUCUGUCCAGAGGAUAUCAUCGUUGUACAAAAUAAAACUGACAUUUGGCAAAUACCUAAAAGCAAAGUGACUAUCCUGGGUUAUGGCCUCUUAACGUCAGAUGCUCAUGUUUUAAUAGAUACUUUAUGCAAACAGAAAUUCAAAGUAGUAAUAAUUGAUGAGUCCCAUUACAUGAAAUCCAGGAAUGCAGUUCGUAGCAAGAUUUUGCUGCCUAUUGUACAGAAUGCUAUUCGAGCUGUUCUCCUCACCGGAACUCCUGCUUUAGGAAGACCUGAAGAGCUUUUCAUGCAACUAGAAGCACUUUGUCCACAGAAAUUUGGCACAUGGACUGAGUAUGCAAAAAAAUACUGCAAUGCACAUGUCAGAUAUUUUGGUAAAAGACAACAGUGGGACUGCAGAGGAGCUUCAAAUUUAGAUGAACUGCAUGAAUUACUAAGCAACGUAAUGAUUAGGCGAAUGAAAAGUGAAGUUUUAACACAAUUGCCACCUAAAAUUAGGCAACGGAUACAUUUUGAUCUUCCUAAAAAUACUGCUAAAGAAUUAAAUACUAGCUUUGAAGAGUGGGAGAAGUUAAUGAGGGCUUCAAAUUUAGACUCUACUAAAGAUGACUUUGUCCAAGUGAUGAGUCUAAUUACACGUAUGUUUAAGCAGACUGCCAUUGCCAAGGCAGGUGCAGUAAAGGAUUAUAUUAAAAUGCUUCUGGAGAAUGAAGAACUGAAGUUUCUGGUCUUUGCUCACCAUUUAAGUAUGCUGCAGGCAUGUACAGAGGCAGUGAUUGAAAGCAAGGUUCGUUAUAUUCGGAUUGAUGGCAGUGUACCCUCAGCAGAACGAAUAAAUCUUGUAAAUCAGUUCCAAAAAGACCCAGAUACCAGAGUGGCUGUUUUAAGCAUUCAGGCUGCUGGCCAGGGUUUAACCUUCACUGCUGCCACUCAUGUUGUUUUUGCUGAACUGUAUUGGGACCCUGGCCAUAUAAAACAAGCAGAAGACAGAGCUCAUCGGAUAGGACAGAGUAACUCUGUGAAUAUCCAUUAUCUUAUUGCAAAUGGAACGUUAGACUCUAUAAUGUGGGCAAUGUUGAAUCGUAAGGCCAAAGUUACAGGUACCACAUUAAAUGGCAAGAAAGAAAAGUUACAGGCACCUGAAGGUGACAAAGAUAAAUGGAAUUUUUUGAAUUUUGCUGAAGCCUGGACCCCAAAUGAAGACCGAAAUGAAAUCAAGAAUGAGGUCUUAUUCACCCAUUUUGAAAAAGAGAAGCAACAUGAUAUUCGUGACUUCUUUUCGCCAAAACCAGAUAUGGAGAAAAAGCGAAAAAUUGAUUCCUGUUAUAAUACAUCUCCAUCCUUGAGUUCAAAUUCUUCCCAAGCCUCGGAGGAAAAAGAUCUGGAAAAUGGCAGAAACAUAGAUCCCCAGGGGCCAGAGGAUCUAGAUGAGAUUUGCAGAGAGGCAAAGAGACUAAGACCUGUAGAUCCAUCUACACCUAAGCUUGCUCCUAAUAGGCAGGGAAAGAGAAAAUGUUUGUUUAGAAAACGAAACAAUUCAUUUUCGGAAGAAGCUUCCCAGGACGAUGAGUGUAUCCUUUUACCUGAGUCAACGGAAGGAUUGGCCUCUGAAGUAACCUGGCCUUGCAGUCUUUGCACUUACAAUAACAGUUCAUUGCUACCUUAUUGUGAAGUGUGUGAAUCUCCUCGCAGAAAGAAUAUUAGGCAAAAGGAAAGUCAAAUUGGUUUUCCCUCUGCUGAAAGUAAAGAUGGAAAUGCAAUCAAACACAACAUACAACUUAAUGGCAUUGAGAUGACAAAGGAAGAAGCAAAUAAAAAAUUGGACUGCUGCAAGCAUGAACUCAAAGAAGAGUAUUCAAACAAUUCAGAAUCCAUCCUAACAUAUCAUAGUCUAAUGUUCUGUGCAAGUAGGAAUACUGACCGAAUUCAUGUCUACACAAAGGAUGGAGAGCCUCUCAAUUGCAAUUUCAUUCCACUUGAUAUAAAAGUAGGCAACUGGGAAGAUUUACCAGCGUGUUUUCAACAAAAACAGAACCGUACACUGAUACUGAGGUUUGUGAGAGAAUGGAAUACUCUGACAGCCAUGAGACAGAGAAUUAUCAGAAAAAGUGGCCAGAUUUUUUCUAAUCCUGUUCUCGCUGCUGAAGAAAUACUGUCUAAACAACAAGCCAAACUCACCAGUACCAAACGGUACAUGACAAAAGAAGACAUUGCCAGAGCUUCGCUAACAAAAGCUGACAGCAGUGGAGGUAGCGUUCGCAUAAUCACAAAAACAUCCAGAGAAGUUAUGAGAGCCCAUGGAUCCUCUGUUGGAAAAGAAGAUAACCAUUUUAUAAAGUUGCCUUCAGAAGAUGGGAGUUGCCCAGAUGCCAGUUUAGUUUCUGACCAGAUUGUUGCUGUUAAGGAAUUUUCAUCAAGCAAAGGCUAUCUACAGGCAGUCGAUAAUGAAGGGAACCCACUUUGCCUAAGCUGCCAAAAGCCAACAAUCCAAGUUGAGCCAACGUUGACAUAUACCGCCUGGGACACACGAUUUUGUUCUCUUAAAUGCCAGGAAGAUUUCUUCUUCUACACUAAUAAUAGUUACCUGAGAAGUAAAGUUUUUGAAAUAGAACAUGGGGUUUGCCAGUUAUGUAGGUUGAAUGCCCAAGAACUUUACCUUUGUGUCAGAGAUGCCCCAAGGAGUCAGCGCAAGGAUCUUUUGGAGAAGUCUUGGAUGUCCAAACUUCCUUUAAAACAGUUAAAUGAAAUUAUCCUGAACCCAACUGAGGGCCAUUUCUGGCAAGUGGAUCAUAUCAAGCCAGUUUUCAGUGGGGGUGGACAGUGUUCGCUUGAAAACUUCCAAACACUAUGCACAAUUUGUCACAAAGAGAGAACAGCAAAACAAGCAAAAGAAAGAAGCCAAGUUAAAAAACAAUGUGUUGCAUCAAAAUAUUCAUCAGACAUCACAAAGUUUUUUGUAAAAUUAUGAAAAGGUUUGAUGAAAUGGAUUUUUGUAAUACCUCUUAGUACAGCUCAUUAAGAAAACACCAUGUGGGAAAUGUUUAAAAAGCUACCUAUACAUGUUUUUUCCAUUCUAAAUUUCAAAUUUAGAAAAUGAAGAUUUCAUUUACAAAUUGUUAGCAAGGUUCAUGCAGUUAUUUAAAUCCUUGGUACUGCAGCAUUUGUAGUGCAUUUUUGUUAACAUCUGACCCACAACUGUGGAACUGAUUGAAGGGUAGGUUAUAAUUUGCAUAACAAUCCUUGCUGUUAAACAAAAGUAUCUUUUAUAAAAUUAAACAUGUACAUUAGUUCAUCUCAAAAUAAACUGGUAUUUUUACAUUAACUUUUUCCUAAUUUAUGUAGAUGGAAAAAUACAGAAACCAUUUUCGACAUAUUAAUGUAAAAAGCAAAACUGGCAAAAAAACGGGUUUUUUUGUGUGUGUGUGCACGCGCGUCCAUCAAGAUUAACAUUCAAACCUGAUAGUUGUCCACCAGGAUUUGGUAUCAUCUGAUGCAAGUAGAGGGGUAUGAUUGUUAUAUUAACUACCAAUAAUUUUCCUGACACAAUGCAGUAUCAUAAAGCAGAAUGAUUUAAAUAAGUACAUUAUUAGCCAGGCCACAAUGAAGUGAAUUUUAUUACAUAUAGUAUGUAAACAAUUUAAAUCCACUGAUUUAUUAUGUUUCUAAUCUACUCACUUUACAUGAGCAUAAAACUUAACAAGGCUGAAGAGCAGGAUUGCAUAAUUUAAUCUACACUUAAUAAUACACAGUUCUGUGAUAUUUUCAUUAUCAUUGUAAAGCGCUUUUUAAAAGAGGAAUGGAUGGCUAAGUAAAGAUAAGCAAUCCUCCAACAUCAAUAGGCAAGGGGCUGUCAUGGAAAAGAUAAUAAUCCCAUAAAUGUUAUGCAUAUGAAGACUUUUUCACAUAGGCAUUACUCUUAAAUAUUAUCUUCAUUUCCAGGAGACUGGAUAAACAUCUCUUUAAUGUACUUGCUUGGGUGAAAACGUUGCUGAGUGGUUGUUAAAAUCAGAAGAACGUUGUGUCGGAUGAGAAGGCACCUGCAAGUCGGAAAUCAUCUUUUG